Molecule: messenger RNA, 3076 nt
Organism: Papilio xuthus (Asian swallowtail)
Lineage: Eukaryota; Metazoa; Arthropoda; Insecta; Lepidoptera; Papilionidae
Product: probable cytochrome P450 6a14
Exons: 5
Coding region: 992-2539 (515 amino acids)
Molecular function (GO): iron ion binding; oxidoreductase activity, acting on paired donors, with incorporation or reduction of molecular oxygen; heme binding
Source: RefSeq, a predicted model, not a curated record
AGUGUAAGGAUAUUCAUGCAUAUAUUUAAACAAUUCGUAAGGCAAGCGAGGUAUAUUUGCAUAGGUGAACAUUUAACGGACUGACUCGACAGUGUUGAGUGCAAUUUGGUUCAGGCUCUCAAAGAAAUAGGAAAGCUUUAGUUCCUGAGUAAUGUUAAGGGCUUUGAGAGUUUUUUAUGCGAAGAACUUAACCUAUCUUUAUUUGCGGUACAUUUAACAUAGCUUUUUGUGAUAACGACACAAUUUUUUUCACUUGGAAUUUAACACAAAAUUCUUUAAUGACUAAUGGCAGUUGUACAGCAGUACGCUUGCUAGAAAUAAUUAGAAUGACUAUCUUGUCCUUGUGAAAUGAAAAAGAAGCUUUUAGAAUGUUAUUUCCUUUUUUUUUAUAAAAAACAGUUGUAAGUAAUGCCGAAAAUUAAGGAAAAUUUAAUGUAAUUUUUAUAUCUAUGCCAUUAAUUGAUAGUAAUUCUGCGAUAGCCUUUUCUUCCGUAUUACAUCUUUAAUGUCCGUAAUGCGAAAUUACUUUUAUUUGGAAAUUACUAUUCAAUAUUGAAUUUGUAUAUAAACUUUAUCUUAACUUGUAGAAGUCUUCAUUCCGUAGGAAUUCUUACUUAGACAGACAUUGUAAUAUUAACGUGUUUGUCCAAGCACUCAUACUUGACCGAUUUGUUAGUAAUUUUCGCAGAUUUAAACAUUCAAGGUUCUUAAACUGCGUUAUAACUGGAUGAAAUAAUUUUAUAUACUAAAUGGGCAAGUUUUAAUAACAGUUCUUUCAAGAUGAAAGGGAUUUCUACGUUGACAAAUAUUUAAAACAAACUUGAGGUUUGAUUUUGACCUUAAACUCGUGUAUUUUGAAAUCGACAAUCGUCUUGUAGUCGCCUAGUCGCCUCGAUUCAAUACAUGCAAGCGGACGGUUUUGAGUUAAUGCAAAUUUGAAAAGCGCGAAAGUUUAAAGUGAUUGUUAAUAUUGUGGCUUAAAAAUUUAACAAUGGAUUUACUAAUUUUAAAACUAUUGACCAAAGAAUUUUUACUUUUAAUAACUACAUUAUCAAUUUUACUUUAUGUUUGGUUCCAAUAUCAAUAUACGUAUUGGACGAGGAAAGGUGUGUUAGGACCUAAGCCAGUGGCGCCUUUCGGUAAUGUGAGGGAUGUGAUCGCUCGUAAAGCGCAAUUUUUCCAGCCGUAUUGUGAUAAUUAUUUUAAAUAUAAACAUUUGCCAUAUAUUGGAAUGUACUGUUUUCAUCGUCCAGUGUUGUGUGUGAUAGACCCAGAUGUAAUAAAGCACGUCUUGAUAAAGGACUUCGAUCAUUUUCAAUCUCACGGGAUUUUCUCGGGCGGCGUCGGCGAUCCGAUCGCCGGUCACCUGUUCAACCUACAUGGAAAUACUUGGAAGAAUUUACGAGUUAAAAUGUCGCCGUCAUUUUCAACAAGCAAAUUCAAAACAAUGUAUCCGUUAGUUGAAAAUAUUGCGAACGACGCGUUGGCUUACGCGGAUGCUUACUAUGACAGUGGGAAAUCUUUAAAUUUCUCUAAGUUCUACGAGACUUAUACGAUGGAAAUUAUUGGUAGCGUUGGCUUUGGCGUUGAGUGCAAUGGCUUCAAGAAUCCGAAUUCUGAGUUUUAUGUACGAGGACAUGAAUAUUUCAAUCCGCAAACUUUGUAUUGGACGUUAGUUCGUGCUCUGGCAUUUUUUGCACCGGACCUAUUCAAUAAAUUGAAAAUCAGACGGAUCCAUCCUGACAUAGUCAACUUCUUCUACAAUUUAGUCACGCAAACAGUCAAGUACCGUCAAAAGAAUAACUUUAAAAGGAACGAUUUCUUACAAACACUAAUAGAGUUGAAAAAUGAUGACUCUAUUGAUGAUACAGGUGAGAGUAAAAUACAACGAGGUAUUUUCUCAAUGACGGAUGUCGCGGCCAAUACGAUGCUUUACAUGUUUGCCGGAUACGAGACAUCAGCGACAGCUGGCCAACUAGCAGCCUACGAGCUGGCACUCAACCCCCACGUGCAGGAAAAAGCCAGGGAGGAGGUGACGCGAGUUCUGGCCAAAUACAAUGGACAGUGCACGUAUGAUGCCCAGAAUGAAAUGACUUAUAUGAACAUGGUGAUAGAUGAAUCAAUGAGGAAAUAUCCACCAAUGCGAUCGCUAUUUCGAAGAUGCACAAAAGAGUACAGACUGCCCAAUAGUGAUGUUGUCAUUGAAGAAGGGACUUUGGUAUUCAUUCCUGUCCAGGCGAUACAAAUGGAUCCCGAUAUAUUCCCAGAUCCGGAAAAAUUUGAUCCGGAAAGAUUUUCUCCGGAGAUGAAAGCAAAAAUGCACCCCUGCCACUGGAUGCCUUUCGGUGAAGGUCCCCGAAAAUGUCUAGGUCUGCGUCAAGGGUACGUGGAGUCGAAGCUCGCGCUCGUGAAGUUAUUGCACAAGUACGAGUUGAUAUUGGACGAGAGGACGCCUGUGCCGAUGAAGAUCAAGGCCUCUGCGCUCGCCUGCGUGCCCGACGGUGGAGUUUGGAUUAAGCUUAGGAAAUUGGAAGCGUAAGCAAUAGAUUUACGUAAUUGUAUAGCAAAUAUUUAAUCAAAUGUUUGGUAGAUAGGUCUAAAACCUUGGACAUAUAGAUUGCAGCCGAACAAGAAAUUCUUCUCAUGUUGAGAUAUUUGGUUUAUGUUUUAGAAAACCCGCUCUGUGUAAUAAAUUAAAUUCAUAUUAUAAUAAGAUUUUAAAUGAAACUAAGUAAAUCUAUCACCAAUAAGAUCUGAAAAGUGUAUUUGACUACUUAUUAAAGUCAUAUUUAGCAUAAAACUGUACAGCGCUAGCCUUAACGUAUUUAAUGGCCGGAUAUCUGGUCUGUUUAAUUGAACAUAGGAAAAUAAAGAAGUGUUUUACGAAAAAAUUCUCGAUUCUAGAUUCUUAAUUAUAUUAUCUAGUGUUGAUUCUAGGAGUUUAGAGAUAUAAUAAGAGCGAUAUCCCUUUUAGGUUACAUGUUUAAAAGGUGUUAUAAUAAGGAAUUAAAUAAUUGUGAUAUUUUUGUUGUAAUCGGCCCUAAGGGAAUAUUGUAAAUAUAGACUUUUAUACUUA